AUGGCCAAAGUGCAUCCUGGUGCCACUGCUUUUCAUGAGAACUGGUUUCGAUAUUAUAACAGCCUGGACUAUGUGCCACUCCUACAUUCAGUGGUAAAAGCAGAUACAGAUGAAACCAAAACAGAUACUAAUGAAGACACAAGUGAUGAAAAAUCUCUUAGCAAUAAAAUCAGAAAUGAUGAGAAUGUGUCAAGUGAGUGUCAAGAUUCUGAAAAACAAGCUUUACCUAUCCCUGCUGCAGGAAAUGCAAAAACAAGUAACACUAAUGAAGAAACUCAAGCUCUGUCCGGAGUUGAUUCUCAGAAGGAAGACAGUAAAGCAAGAAAUAAGAAGAUCCCAAAUUCUGUACAAAAAGAUACAGAAAAAUCGGAUGAGAAUGACAGUGAAUAUGUUGUCUCUACCAAACAGUCAAAGGUUCUGAGUGGUGAUAAAAACAUACAAUAGUACAAUACUCAUGAAAGCAACAAGGAAAAACUCACACAAACUUCUAAUCACAGCUCCACAAGCAAGAAUGUUGCAAACAAAACACCUCUAUCAGGUGGAAACUCAGGGAGUGAUCAGCAAGAUCAUGAAAAUCAAGAAGACAAAUCUGAGCAAGGCGAUAAAGAUGAUUUAAAAUCACAGCAUACUGAUAGAGAUACCAAAGAAAAUGAUUCAGAAGAAAUCCAGAAGAGUGGCAGUGAAUCACCAGAAGACAGUGUUGCGACUGGAACUGCCAAAAAUCACCAGAUAAGAAUAGUCAGAAACAUACUUUGUCUCCUGGAGAGGCCAAUACGUCGAGUAGAAGCUUCAAACAAACGUCUGAUCGAAACUCUGAAUAGUAAAAAGAUACACACACCUGGAUCAGACAAAACCAUAGAAAAUGAGCAGCAAUAGAGUGAUUGAGGGUCUGGAUUGCUUAAUGAACCCAAGGCCACGGCAAAUUUCAGCACAAUUCAACCUAACAAAGAUGAUCCCAUUCCACAUUGUGCUGCUGAAGGUCUUGAAAACACCCAACAACCUCCAACUACCUUGAUGAAAUCACCUAAAUCAGAUGAAAACAUGGGGAAUCUGCACAAAGGAAGUGAAUGGAAAACCAAGGCGAUGAAAUGUUAAAGUGGCUAAAGUGGUAAAGAAACAAGAGAAUGACAAGAAAGAAGAUUCAGUACAUCAAUCUGUGGAAAGUAAUGCUGAAGACAGGCUUACUGAUGAGCAUGUUAGUAAUGCUGUCACGUCACAAUAAUGAAAAUUCAGACUCAACAGAAGUUAAGAAUAGAGAGGACACUGAAUCUGAAGGCAUAGCUCUCAGGAGUGAUGUUAACUCAUCUCAGGUUAUUCCUGGUAAGGAUACAGAGACAGGAGAGAGCACUAAAGAAAGGUCUGCUGAGGAAAUUGGGUGUGUGAGAGAUGGAGGAACUGAAAAUGAGAUAAAUAUCCAGACUCAGUUUUAAAUGUUGUUUGACCAGAGAUAAAAUUGUGUUUUAGGGUAGUACCUAUUAAAAUAUAAUUUUGCUCAUUUUUGUGAAAAUGCCAAAAAUCUUUUUUUUGUGAAAUUGAAAUUUAUUAAGAUGUUUUUGAUGUCAAGCCUAUUUUAAUAUUCAUCUGGAAUAUUCAAGGUGGAUCCAGAACCUGUCCCAGGAACAUGUGGUAAUACACCCUGGAGGGGAUGGCAGUACAUUGUAAUUGUAGCCUAGUUUAAUUGAAUUGCAAAGAAACUGUAAUAGAAAUAACAAAUUUCUGGUGCUGGGGAUUUCUGCAAAUCUACUGAUAUCAGGGUGUCGACUAUAUAAA
Messenger RNA from Pangasianodon hypophthalmus (striped catfish), 1770 nucleotides. Its product is annotated as dentin sialophosphoprotein-like. The record is from RefSeq and is a predicted model, not a curated record. NCBI's taxonomy places the organism in Eukaryota, Metazoa, Chordata, Actinopteri, Siluriformes, Pangasiidae.